AUGCGUCUGUCCAUAACUGGACCAAAAACGCAACUAUGGCAUUUCUCAUAGGUAAAGGUACUAUACGUGACAUGGGAAUAAUGGCUUAGUUAUUUUUUUCGAUACUCAUCUUUACUAUAUUCAGUUUACUUCUUGUUAUCCCUGGAGGAAAAUAUAAUUUAUGUGCGAAUAUUUUCGAUAAUAACUAGGUACAGUAUUUCACCGAUUGAAUUAUAAAUUAUGGAGUUAAUUGUGUAAUAUAGAUCGUAAUGUAAUUAGGAUACAUAAUAUGUUAAAUAAACAUCUGACUAAGCAUGUAUUAAUGUGCCUUUUGCAGAAUACUAUGACACUGUAGAUGCAACAUACCGUUAAUUGCAAAGAAUUUGUCGGGGAUUUUGCUUGCAUGCUUAAAUAGUCAAACGUUACAUUUAAUAUGGGCGAUAACGCUACCGGCGAGUUCAAGAAAUGUAAGACCGUUUCUGCUGUGGGAAAAGUGAAGAGGGUGAAGUCCGAAGAGACAGAAGUACGAGUGGAAUUAAACCAAGUUUUGAAAGACGACAAGAACGCAAAGCCGACCAUUUGGUUAUACAGGAGGCGAUGGGUAAUAGUUUUUCUGUUCAGCUCAUAUUCCCUCUGCAACGCAUUCCAAUGGAUCCAGUAUGGAAUCAUCAACAAUAUCUUUAUGAAGUUUUACAAUAAGGAUUCUUUCACCAUAGACUGGUUGUCUAUGAUCUACAUGUUAACGUACAUCCCAUUCAUAUUCCCCGUCACCUGGUUGUUAGACAAAAAGGGUCUUCGUGUUAUUUCGCUCUUGGCAAGCGGUAUAAACUGCGUGGGAACAUGGAUCAAGGUGACGAGCGUCAGGCCAGAUCUGUUUGUUGUAACGAUUUUCGGACAGUUCACCUGCUCAUUUGCUCAAGUAUUCAUCCUUGGAAUGCCGUCCCGGAUCGCCUCGGUGUGGUUUGGCUCCAAAGAGGUUUCUACAGCCUGCGCCAUCGGAGUAUUUGGCAACCAGCUGGGUGUUGCGCUGGGGUUCCUGGUUCCACCCGUUCUGGUACCUAACGUGGACGACCUGGACCAGUUGGCUCACCACAUCAGCAUCAUGUUCUACAUCACCGCGGGGGUAGCAACCCUGCUCUUCAUCCUCGUCAUCUUUGUGUUCCAGGAAAAGCCGGAUAUCCCACCUUCCCAGGCCCAGGUCAUCGCCCGCAGCAUCCCGCCGGAGAACUACUCAUAUGCGACAUCCAUCCUGAGGCUACUGCGCAACAGACCAUUCAUCCUCCUCAUCGUCACCUAUGGACUGAAUGUGGGGUGUUUCUACGCCGUCUCCACGCUGCUGAAUCAAAUGAUCCUUGAGCACUACCCUGGGGAGGAGGUGAACGCAGGGAGGAUCGGACUCACCAUUGUCAUUGCUGGCAUGUUUGGCUCCCUCAUCUGCGGUUUGUGGCUUGAUAAGACAAAAACCUACAAGCAGACCACCCUGGCUGUCUACCUUCUGUCCCUCGUGGGGAUGCUGGUCUACGCUUUUACUUUUACCCUCGGCCAUCUCUGGGUGGUCUUCAUCACGGCCGGGACGCUUGGAUUCUUCAUGACCGGGUACCUGCCCCUCGGCUUCGAGUUCGCCGCGGAGCUGACGUACCCGGAGUCGGAGGGCACCUCCUCGGGGCUGCUCAACUGCUCCGCGCAGAUAUUUGGGAUCAUAUUCACCGUCUGUCAGGGGAAGAUCAUUGAUCACUUUGGGACUCUGCCCGGGAACAUCUUCCUCUGCGUCUUCCUCUUCAUAGGGACAAUUUUGACAGGACUUAUCAAGUCAGACCUCCGGAGGCAGAAAGCGAACCAGCAGGUCGAGGCCAACGAAAGAGGGUCGUGCGAGAGGGUGGCGGAUCAGGAGGGAGCCGUGACCUCGCCUGCCAUCGCUGAUUCAUGUUAUGGGGGCAAUGGGUGUACCGGACAGACGAGCGGGGGCACUGCCACCCCCCCACUCCAAACAACGCCCAAGGUUUCACGUCUAUGACGCACACGUGAAGGGGAUCCAGCUGAAGAGAGUGACCAGGUGCUGCGAGACCACGCCCCCUCAUGGAGUCACUGACCUGGACCUCCUCCUCCUCUCUCUCUCUCUCUCGACGUCUAAAAAUGCCAUGGACGGAAACGAUAAAAGAACAACCUGUCCGGAGCGGAGGCUCUGAAGCUGGCGUUCCCAUUUUUAAAAAGAACAGAGCGUGAUAUGGGGGCAGCCACACUGAUGACACCCAUGCAUCUUGGACUGUUCCAAUAACAAUCCCUGCACACCCCCCCAGCACCAUGUGGCGCGGACCAAGGCUGUACUUUGGAGUGGUGCACCAAAAACUUCAGCAGGCACCUUCUCAGCCUCUUUGCUGAAUUGUCACCAUGGAAACUAAUAGGAUUAUACAAAUAUAUAUUUUUUCCAUUCCAAUAUAUAUAUUUGUGCAAAUAUUAAACUGCCAGCUCUUACAUUUGCUGACUUGGAGCUUAUUCAUAUAUUAAUACAAACCAAGCUUUAUUUGUGUUAGUUUAAUGUGAUCUGUAACUAAAACUAGACCUUUUUGCUGUUAAUACUGUUGUUUUUGAAAGUGAAGACCACUGCAGAAGCAGCUGCCAAUCUUGCUGUGUGGGUACUAUAUUUCCACACAAACUAAUAAUGGGUGUCUUGGAAAAGGUGUUUCCUUAAAUGUGUUGUGUGUGUAUGUGUGCGUAUGUGGUCUGUGGGGCUGGCUGACCAAUCAGAGCGCAGUCUGGGUGCCCGUUGCCUUUGGAUGCGCUGAGGUAAGCACACGCACAUGUUGAGACACUAACCUCACUUGCUGUCCUCGUCGUAACCCGGCAACCAAGGCAUCUUUGUGUCCCUCGUGAUCAGGCCUGAGAGUCGCCAUGCCGCCUGACGCCCAACUAAAUGCGAAUAAGGUGUGGCUGAUUUGUUGUUUUUUUUUUUACAUGGAUUCUGCCAAAAUCUGUUUCCUGUUUAAACUUCAGGCAAGCUAUUUAUUUUAUUACUUGUAUGUGCACAUUGCCAUUUCUUAAUGUUACUGAACAAAAGCUCUUUGAAAAAAUACUUAGAAAACACUGGGUAAUGGGACGACGUCCAUUCCUGGCUGCUGUUUUCUGUGGCAUUUGAUGGGUUUUGGAACCACUGGAUGAAUUUUACAUAAUUGUUUAAGAUUAAAUAAUUGUUUUGGCACAGUGACUGGUGUCAAAGUUUCAGGAUGAAGAGGACGUGAUUUCCAAAGAUGAGGAGGGAGAAGAAAAAAAUCACAAAAGAACCAUUUAGGAUUUGAAUUCGGAACAUUGUCUACUUAGUUGUUUAAAUGCUGAAUGCUUUAUACCAUAU
Paramormyrops kingsleyae is the source of this 3325-nucleotide messenger RNA. RefSeq names its product FLVCR choline and putative heme transporter 2a (gene flvcr2a). The record is from RefSeq and is a predicted model, not a curated record. Gene Ontology annotation, biological process: heme export; transmembrane transport. NCBI's taxonomy places the organism in Eukaryota, Metazoa, Chordata, Actinopteri, Osteoglossiformes, Mormyridae. Gene Ontology annotation, molecular function: heme binding; heme transmembrane transporter activity. Gene Ontology annotation, cellular component: membrane.